AUGCACCGCCUUCCUCUUCCUUGUUCAUCUUUGCCCCGCCCCAUAAUAACACUUAACCACACCUUUUUCCUUGGGCUAAUUUUAAUCCUCCAAUGGGGUCCCCUGGGGGCCAGAGCUCAGAAUGACACUGAGCCAAUCGUGUUGGAGGGGAAGUGUCUUGUGGUUUGUGACUCCACCCCCUCGUCGGAACCGUCGGGUAACGCGUUGGGGAUGUCGGUGCGGUCGGGGGCCGGUCGAGUGGCGUUCUCCGCUGUCAGGAACACUAACCACGAACCCUCUGAGAUGAGCAACCGUACCAUGACCAUCUACUUUGACCAGAUCCUGGUGAAUGUGGGCAGCCAUUUUGACCCAGCACGCAGCAUCUUUGUGGCUCCCAGAAAAGGAGUCUUCAGUUUCUGCUUCCAUGUGGUCAAAGUAUACAACCGACAGACAAUACAGGUGAGUCUGGUAUUGAACGGACACCCGGUGAUUUCAGCAUUCGCCGGGGACCAGGACGUGACCAGGGAAGCAGCCACCAACGCUGGGUUGGUUACCAUGGAGAGAGGAGACAAGGCUUAUCUCAAACUGGAGAGAGGGAACCUGAUGGGGGGAUGGAAAUACUCCACCUUCUCUGGGUUUCUGGUGUUUCCUUUGUAG
Molecule: messenger RNA, 636 nt
Organism: Salvelinus namaycush (lake trout)
Lineage: Eukaryota; Metazoa; Chordata; Actinopteri; Salmoniformes; Salmonidae
Product: cerebellin-1-like
Exons: 3
Coding region: 1-636 (211 amino acids)
Cellular component (GO): glutamatergic synapse; synaptic cleft
Molecular function (GO): protein binding
Source: RefSeq, a predicted model, not a curated record